AUGUUGCGAAACUCGAGCAGAUACGUUCAGUUUGUUCGGUCCAACGCUCGCAGUUUUGGUUUGAAAAUGAGCCCGCUACCAGACGUCAAGAAUCUUCCAGCACUGCAUAGUACGCUGGAACAGGCCAAAAGAUUUGCAGCUUACAGAGCGGUGGACGAAAACCUGGACUACGCCAACCACCGCGUGAUUGGUGUUGGAAGUGGGUCCACGGUGAUCUACGUGGCAGAACGUUUGGGCCAGUACCUUUUGGAUCCCAAAUUCUCUAUCUAUGCAUCUCAGUUUGUAUGCAUUCCUACAGGAUUCCAAUCCAAAGAGCUUAUCCUCAUGAACGGACUCAGACUUGGGUCUAUCGAACAAUACCCGGCUCUGGACAUCGUGUUCGAUGGUGCUGACGAGGUGGACGUGAACUUGCAGCUCAUCAAAGGUGGUGGUGGGUGUUUGUUCCAGGAAAAACUGGUGAGCACUUCUGCAGCCAAAUUCAUCGUGGUGGCCGACUACCGUAAAAGAUCUCCCAAGUAUCUCGGUACCAACUGGGUCAAAGGUGUUCCCAUCGAGGUGGUGCCCUCCGGGUACACCCGUGUGCUAAACGACUUGAGGACCAAACUAAAGUGCAAAAACGCCGUUCUCAGGCAAGGUGCUCCCGCAAAGGCUGGACCAGUGGUCACCGACAACUGUAAUUUCAUCAUUGACGCGGAUUUUGGAGAAAUCGAGCACCCUGAGAAUCUGCACCGGGACAUCAAGAUGUUGGUGGGCGUAGUAGAAACGGGUUUAUUCAUUGACAACGCUCAAAAAGCGUAUUUCGGGAACCCCGACGGAUCCGUCGAGCUACAAGUAUGA
Messenger RNA from Lachancea sp. 'fantastica', 837 nucleotides. NCBI's taxonomy places the organism in Eukaryota, Fungi, Ascomycota, Saccharomycetes, Saccharomycetales, Saccharomycetaceae. The record is from the annotation of a GenBank genome assembly.